AUGGCCGCUGGCGGAAAGGGAGAGGCGAGGGCGUCAGAGAAUCAAUUCACUUCUCCCUCCAAGAUCCGCCACCGCCACCUCGUCUCCUUAAUCAGGUACUGCGACGACGGCGCCGAGAUGAUCCUCGUCUACGAGUUCAUGAAAAACGGAACCCUCAGAGACCAUCUCUACAGCGUGGCUUCCACCACCACGAUGCUGAAUUGGAAGCAGAGGCUCGAGAUCUGCAUCGGGUCGGCCAAAGGCCUGCACUAUCUUCACACCGGAUCCGACGGGGGGAUCAUUCACAGGGAUGUCAAGUCGACGAACAUCCUGCUCGACGAGAAUUUCGUCGCGAAGGUGGCCGAUUUCGGGCUCUCUCAGGCGGGUCUGCCCGACCCGGACCACCACAGCAUGGCGCUGAAAGGGAGCUUCGGGUACCUCGACCCGGAAUUCUUCCGGACGUUUCAGCUCACCGAUAAAUCGGACGUUUACUCUUUUGGGGUUGUGUUGCUCGAGGUGGUCUGCGCGAGGCCGGCGAUUGUGAGCUCGACAGGGAUCAGGAGGGAGAGGCGAGGGCGUCAGAUCUGGAGGCAGAGGAAAUCAAAAUUGACAGCGGUGGCGUCGGAGGAGAUGAAUUGA
Messenger RNA from Linum tenue, 618 nucleotides. Lineage: Eukaryota; Viridiplantae; Streptophyta; Magnoliopsida; Malpighiales; Linaceae. The record is from the annotation of a GenBank genome assembly.